Molecule: messenger RNA, 1236 nt
Organism: Cordyceps fumosorosea ARSEF 2679
Lineage: Eukaryota; Fungi; Ascomycota; Sordariomycetes; Hypocreales; Cordycipitaceae
Exons: 2
Coding region: 1-1236 (411 amino acids)
Biological process (GO): mitochondrion organization; phospholipid transport
Cellular component (GO): endoplasmic reticulum; ERMES complex
Molecular function (GO): lipid binding
Source: RefSeq, a predicted model, not a curated record
AUGACGACAAAUAACUGUCCUGCGCGGUCAGAGCCAACGCUCUCAUUCACCCAAGGAUUUAUCGUCGGACAGAUCUCCGUUGUUGUGAUACUUGCCGCGUUUAUCAAGUUUUUCAUAUUCGGAGACCCUCCUUCACCAGAUGUCACGGCCUCAUUACGCGCAACGGAGCGCCGCUCCAGGACCCUGGCACACAAGCAGUCCCUGCUUACCCUGAGAUCUCAGGGCCACCGCCAUGGUCAGGGAUUAAAUCGCAAAAAGUCAACAGUCCUCCGCAAUCCACCGGCCCUUACCAUCGGCUCAAUUCUGAGUAAGACGUAUUACAAUGUCGAUAGCCACCAGCCAGAGAGCCUAGACUGGUUCAAUGUCUUGGUCGGCCAGACGAUUGCUCAGUUCCGCAGCGACGCACAGCACGACGACGCUAUCCUCAACUCACUGACGAAGGCGCUCAACGGCACUUCACGCCCAGACUUCCUUGACGAGAUACGUGUGACGGAGCUUAGCCUGGGUGAGGAUUUCCCGAUUUUCAGCAACUGUCGCAUAAUCCCCGUGGACGAGGACGGCAUUAGUCUCGGAGCGGGCAUUCGAUUUGAUCCUGCGACAGCAGCGCGGGACGGCACCCGUCUCCAAGCGCGAAUGGACGUGGACCUGAGCGAUAUGCUCACUCUGGCGGUAGAGACGAAGCUACUCUUGAAUUAUCCAAAGAAGCUUUCGGCCAUUCUACCGGUUGCCCUUGCUGUGUCGGUCGUCAGGUUCAGCGGGACUCUUUCGAUUUCGUUCAUCCCGAGCAAUCCAUCCCAGUCCACGCCGGCCAUGAUGACAUUCAACUUUUUAGACGACUACCGACUGGACUUUUCGGUCAGGAGCCUGUUAGGAAGUCGGUCUCGACUGCAAGACGUCCCAAAAAUUGCCCAGCUCGUCGAAGCCAGACUACAUAAAUGGUUCGAUGAGCGGGCCGUGGAACCGCGGUUCCAGGAGAUUGCUCUCCCGAGUCUCUGGCCGCGUAAGAAGAAUACACGAGGCCCGGAUGAUGCGUUGGGUGAGGGUUCAGGCUCCAUGGGCCGUGCUAAGGGCAAGGAGAGCGAGCGCGAGCUUCGCGAAGACAUGCGCAGUCGGGACUCGUUUGGCCAUGCGGAUACAAGAGAUCCAGCGUCUAUGCGCCAGAGGCGGUCGUGGCGAGAUGAGGAUGACUAUGCCAUGCCCGGGUCACUGCCUGGGGUGAAGCAGGAUGCCCGGUAG